Messenger RNA from Colletes gigas, 761 nucleotides. It is a transcript of the gene mRpS18B, whose product is annotated as 28S ribosomal protein S18b, mitochondrial. Gene Ontology annotation, biological process: mitochondrial translation. Bases 175 to 750 code for a protein of 191 amino acids. Gene Ontology annotation, cellular component: mitochondrion; ribosome. Lineage: Eukaryota; Metazoa; Arthropoda; Insecta; Hymenoptera; Colletidae. The transcript has 5 exons. The record is from RefSeq and is a predicted model, not a curated record. Gene Ontology annotation, molecular function: structural constituent of ribosome.
AUAUUAAUUAACUAUAAUGUAAAUGUUGAAGCAAGAGUUGAAUCAUAUUUUAUUUGAAUUUGAUCACGUUAAUGUAUGCAUACGUGCGUGUAUAUAUGAUUUCUCUACUACAUCGUACGAGUACUAUUGCGUUCGUAAUACAAAUUAUCUAAGAAUUGUGUUAAAGAAAAAAUAAUGUCAUUCGUAUUGAAUGGAUUCCAAUUGGCUGGAUCAAUUUUACGAACGAAUUUAACUGCAAGAGUUAUACCUGUAAGAUUUAUACGUCUUUCGUUUGCACAAUUUGAUGAAGAAAAUAAAGAAAUACCUGCACCUGUGAAGGAAGUACCACCUCAUAAGGAUAGGAGUAAAAUUAUUCCUGUGGAGACUAGUAUAAGAUACAUGCAAAGUGAUGCUUAUAAACAAACUUAUGGAAAUGAUCCUGUUUGGAAAUUGUAUAGACGAAAUCAUAAAGGUGGUAUUCCACCACAAAAAACACGAAAAACUUGUAUUAGAAAAUCUGUAAUCUCUGCUGGUAAUCCAUGUCCAAUAUGCAGGGAUGAAUACCUAGUGGUUGAUUUUGUUAAUGUAAAUUUAUUAAAACAAUUUAUAUCCGAUUAUAACGGAGAAAUCUUAAGUUAUAAAAAAACUGGUCUUUGUCAAAUGUCUCAUAAGAAAUUGCUUGUUGCUAUAUUGAAAGCGAGAGAAUAUGGUUUACUUACAUUUGAUAUUCCAUUUAAAUAUUAUGAUUAUUCAGAGUGGAAAAGUGCUUAAAUUAAAAACCA